Molecule: messenger RNA, 504 nt
Organism: Closterium sp. Naga37s-1
Lineage: Eukaryota; Viridiplantae; Streptophyta; Zygnematophyceae; Desmidiales; Closteriaceae
Source: the annotation of a GenBank genome assembly
AUGCUUGUCGUGAUCUCCGGCGCGGUUGACGUGGCGGAGGCGAGAGUGAACCGCAAAGAAGUGCUACAAGCCAUCAAAAUCCUUCGACGCUCGCCACGUCUUCCGAAAGCGCUUGCGGCAUCUACGGCCCUCGAGGACCUCUUUCGCGCCGCCAUGGGGAGCUCCAGCGGUCCGAUGACACUCCUCGUGCCCGCGGAUAUGGGUUACGUGCAGUCGCGGCUCAACAACCAGGUCUUCACGCUCAAGCAGAUGAACACCAUUCGCAAGUACCACGUCGUCAGCGGACUCGUCAGAGUCGCCGACAUCCAGGCCCUGCCACGUGGCAGCACGCUCGCGACCAACGAGGGGUCCGCGAUUAAGAAGAUCACGCCGCCGUCGCUGCCUGUGGUGUUGCUGAAGGGCCGCGACGCGCUGCCGUCGAUGGUGGUGGGAGGCGACGUGUAUGUGGGGAAGACGCUUGCAGUGCAUAUCGUAUCCACCAUGCUCAUCCCCGCCGACGUCUAG